UUACAGCUGUGACUGAGAUAAACACUACGAGCGACUCACCAUUUUUGUUAGAAAGAGGAGAGAUAGAGAGAGAUGGCGAUGAAACGUGUCGCUGCCUCUGCAAUUCGUGCCUUUGCUUCGCCGGGAAAUUCAACUUCAUCGCUUCUUACUAGAGACUUGCAUUCGUCUCCUGGAAGCAAAAAGAUCGUUGGUGUCUUUUACAAAGCAAAUGAAUAUGCUUCGAUGAAUCCCAAUUUUCUGGGCUGUGUAGAGAAUGCCUUGGGCAUACAGGACUGGUUGGAAUCAAAAGGUCACCAGUACAUUGUCACUGAUGACAAAGAAGGACCUGAUUGUGAACUUGAAAAGCAUAUUCCUGACCUCCACGUGCUGAUAACUACCCCUUUCCAUCCGGCCUAUGUUACAGCCGAAAGGAUCAAGAAGGCCAAAAAUUUGCAACUGGUGCUCACAGCUGGAAUUGGUUCUGAUCAUGUUGAUUUGAAUGCUGCAGCUGCUGCUGGUUUAACAGUUGCAGAAGUCACUGGAAGCAAUGUAGUCUCGGUUGCAGAGGAUGAGCUCAUGAGAAUCCUCAUUCUUGUCAGGAAUUUUUUGCCUGGAUACCAUCAAGUUAUCAGCGGAGAGUGGAAUGUUGCAGCUAUUGCUCAUAGAGCUUAUGAUCUUGAAGGAAAGACAGUGGGGACUGUUGGUGCUGGACGUAUUGGCAGGCUUUUACUUCAAAGGUUGAAGCCUUUCAACUGUAAUCUCCUAUAUCAUGAUCGGAUCAAGAUGGAUCCAGAAUUGGAGAAUCAAACAGGGGCAAAGUUUGAGGAGGAUCUUGACUUGAUGCUUCCCAAAUGUGACAUAGUUGUCAUCAACACACCUCUUACAGAUAAAACAAAAGGGAUGUUUGACAAAGAUAGGAUUGCUAGGAUGAAGAAGGGAGUUCUGAUUGUUAACAAUGCUCGGGGAGCAAUCAUGGAUACACAAGCAGUUGUUGACGCUUGUUCUAGUGGACAAAUUGGAGGUUACAGUGGGGAUGUUUGGUACCCACAACCAGCUCCAAAGGACCACCCUUGGCGAUACAUGCCAAACCAAGCUAUGACCCCUCAUAUUUCUGGCACUACCAUUGAUGCGCAGUUGCGAUAUGCGGCUGGAGUGAAGGACAUGCUGGAUAGGUACUUCAAGGGAGAGGAUUUCCCUCCUCAAAAUUACAUUGUGAAGGAGGGUGAACUAGCAAGCCAGUACCGUUAAUGGGAGAGACGAUGCUAGUAAGGCCUCAUAAGUUGGAUCUCCCCUCUCAGGAUGAGAGCUUCUGAAAUCGUAUAGUAUGCUGAAGUUUUCUCCCAUUUUGCUUCUUAACUGAAAGGAGUCCUGCUAGUUGACUUUGUUCUCAGCACCGGCCAAGUAAUAAAUAAUGCAGUUUACAGCUUAUUAAAAAAUAUAGAGUUUCUAGAUCAUAGUUUCCGCCUUCUUAUUGUAGAGAGCUGUAAGGAGUGAAUGCAUCUUGUUUUAAUCUCACCGAACUUCAUAAUAUUUACAUGUUUUUAUUUUUAGCA
Molecule: messenger RNA, 1532 nt
Organism: Cornus florida
Lineage: Eukaryota; Viridiplantae; Streptophyta; Magnoliopsida; Cornales; Cornaceae
Product: formate dehydrogenase, mitochondrial
Exons: 6
Coding region: 73-1227 (384 amino acids)
Cellular component (GO): chloroplast; mitochondrion
Molecular function (GO): oxidoreductase activity, acting on the CH-OH group of donors, NAD or NADP as acceptor; formate dehydrogenase (NAD+) activity; NAD binding
Source: RefSeq, a predicted model, not a curated record